AUGCAAUAUUUAAAAGGGAAAACCAUCGCUACCUUAAAAUAUGACGACAAUUCCAGUGAAAAAAAUAAUGAAAACCCCCAAAAAUCCAGUUCAAACUUUAAAAUGUUACACACAAUUGGAGAAAAAUUUAGCUUAAAUGAUUUGUCUUAUAAUGAAAAAAAAGAAAAAAACAAAUUAAAAACUAAGCCAUCGCAUAGCAACCAAAAAAAUAUUGUGAAUAAAAAUCCGUUUAAUGAAACAACCUCGAAUAAAAUAAAAAAGGAAUAUGAUAGAAUGAAUGAUACAAUUUUGAAGAACAAACUUUCUGAUAAAUUAUCGAGUCAGCACUCUGAUGAUGAUUCAAAAAGUUUGAUUUCUGAAUUAGAAGAAAAAAAAAAGGAGAAAAACAAUUUAGAAAAUGAUACAGAGAGUGAAAAUAAUGAAUAUGUAGUAAAACAGUCAAACAAUAGUAUGGAUAGUAGUGAAAAUGGGUCAGGAAAAAGAAAUGAUAAAAAUAAAAGCAAAGAUGCCGAAAGUGAGGAAGAAAGCACAAGUGUAUUAGGUAUAGAACAAAAGGAAAGUAUUAAAAAAAAAAGGGAAUCCGUUUUUGAAAGACUAUAUACAAGUAAUAAAUUCGAUUAUAAUAAGAAAAAAUCUUUGGAUCCAAAGUUAAAAAAACAGUUUACUGAAAAUAUAUAUUCAGUAAUGGAAAAUGAUAAAGGUAGAAUUAAACCUAAAAAGUCAUUUAGUAUACGGGUUGAUAAAAAUGUAACAUAUUCUUCAUUUAUACCAUAUAAUAAAGCAAGAAAGGAAAACUUGGAAAAAAAACUAAAUAUAAUGAGAGCGAAAUCACAUGUUUUUAAAAUUGCUGAGAUGUAUAUGAAUAGUGAUAAAUUAAAAUCAUUGAAGAUGAUAGAAAAGGGGAAUACACAAUCAUUUGAUAAGAGUAAAAAAAAAAUAGGUUUAAAAAAAAUGCAAACAUCUGAUCCGUUUUUUUUAUUACAUAAAAACUUAGAAGAAAACAACAAGCAAUUCAAGAAAGUUGUUAAUGAUACUCCAAAUGAUUCAAAAAGAAAAUCAAUGAGAGAUGAUAAACUUAAUAAUAAUAUAAAAAGUAAGGUAGAAAAUAAAACAAAUGUAAAAAAAUUUAAUUAUGAUAAAUAUAUUAAGUUAAGAAAAUAUGUAAGUAUUAAAAAUAAGACAAAGAUGAUAUUACCAAAGAAGUUUCACAAAGACAAUCUUCAUGGAUUUAGAUUAUUUGAUAAUAUGAUUGGAAUAAAUAAUUUGGGGAAAUUAUAUUUUUGGAAUGGUUAUAAAUGGAAAAAUAUAAAUAUAUUUUAUGAACAUUUUAUAUCAGCAUGUACUAAUAAAAACGGACAAAUAAUUUGUAUAAAUAAUAAUUAUAAACCUGGAUAUUUAUUAAUGAACAAAUCAUUUAAAAAAAUAGACACAUGUAUAGAAGAAUUCUUUUUUAAAAUAGCUAUUAGUAAUAAAAAUAAAAUAUGGGGUAUAAAUUUAAGAGGGGAUUUACAAAAAUGGUAUUUAUAUCAAUGGAUUGUUAUCAAAAAAGCAUAUGGUAUUUCUAAAUUAAAAUCGUUAGCAUUUGAUAGGAAUAAUAAGCUUUGGGUUUUAGAUCAAAAAAAUUAUUUUUAUAUCUACGAUACAGAAUAUAAAAACUGGAUGCUUAGAAAUGUGAAUGGAGCUAAUAUUAAGGAUUUCGAUUUUAAUGAAGAUAAUUUAUUAAUUGCUGUAACAAAUGAUGGGGUUAUUAAAAUUUUCAAAAACAAUCGAUGGAUAAAAUAUGGUAUAUUGGCUGAAAUGAAAAUAGCUAGUCUUCAUUUUCUACGGAAUGCAAAGCGACCUCAAACAAUGGAAGUCACAAAACCUAAGGAAGAUGGUGUAACUAAAUAG
This is a messenger RNA of Plasmodium vinckei vinckei, 1890 nucleotides long. RefSeq names its product conserved Plasmodium protein, unknown function. The transcript has a single exon. Lineage: Eukaryota; Apicomplexa; Aconoidasida; Haemosporida; Plasmodiidae. The record is from RefSeq and is a predicted model, not a curated record. The coding region runs from base 1 to 1890 and encodes 629 amino acids.